Molecule: messenger RNA, 8069 nt
Organism: Athalia rosae (coleseed sawfly)
Lineage: Eukaryota; Metazoa; Arthropoda; Insecta; Hymenoptera; Athaliidae
Gene: Marf1
Product: meiosis regulator and mRNA stability factor 1
Exons: 25
Coding region: 270-5264 (1664 amino acids)
Biological process (GO): post-transcriptional gene silencing
Cellular component (GO): cytoplasm; peroxisome
Molecular function (GO): mRNA base-pairing post-transcriptional repressor activity; RNA nuclease activity; CCR4-NOT complex binding
Source: RefSeq, a predicted model, not a curated record
ACCCCCCUCUUCCUACAAAAAUUGGCAAUUUGUGUGCAUUGGCAGCACUGAUCACUAUACAGAUCAGUGAUUGGCAGCCUCUGGUAGUAGCGUUGGUAGUAGCUGUUGUAACGCUUGUGUAGUUUUUUAACGUAUGAUCUUUACAAUGUAAGCUCAUAACUUUCUUGGCAUUUUGUGCUGGGAUGUUCAUAACGUCGUGAUUAUUCAAAAGUGGGCUGAUACUCAGCUCAAUAACAAACUUGAUAUGUGAAGUAAAUUUCAAAAUUCUAAUGGCAGUUAGUGGAUUCAUGAGGCACCGUGCUAUCUCCGCUAGUAGCGAUGAUGAGAUAGAAGGGUUAAAUGAAAAAUUGCUGAAAUCACUUUCAAAAUUCAAGUUUCCACCACCUCCUAACGUCAAUUCUGUUCACACAACUCAAUCACUGUCUGGUACAAACUCUGACAAUGACACGGAUGCGCUGUCAGAACGAGGAGGCUCUAUCACUCCGCCUUUGGCCAGACAUUUUGGAUUUGAGCACUCCUACCUCCAACACGGUAGUCCUGUUAACCCUCAAACACUACCGAGGUAUUUACCACCAAUUGGCGUAUUCUGGGACAUCGAGAAUUGCCAGGUUCCAAAAGGCAGAUCUGCUGUUGUCGUUACACAAGUCAUCAGAGAUACAUUCUUCAAUGGUUAUAGGGAAGCAGAAUUUAUAGUAGUAUGUGAUGUUAAAAAAGAAAAUAAUCAGGUGGUGCAGGAGCUCAAUGAUGCCCAGGUAAAUUUAAUACAUGUUGCAUCAACAUGCAAGAAUGCUGCUGACGAAAAACUUCGGCAAUCCAUCAGGAGAUUUGCUGAUAUUCAUGGUAGUCCUGCAGCCAUCAUACUUAUAUCUGGCGACAUUAAUUUUGCUGUUGAUUUAAGUGACCUGCGGCACAGAAAAAAAAUACACGUCAUACUUUUGCAUAAGGCAAAUACAUCUGAGGCUCUAAUAUUAUGUGCCAAUGAGCACUAUGAUUUUAUCGAGCUUAUGGAACCCUUACCUACUAGAACAGCAUCAAAGCUUCCUGAGACCUAUGAUCUUCUAGUCAAUAAUCUACCUAAAGAAAAGGAUGUGGUAGCUAUCAAGCGUCGUUUGAAGCAAUUGUCCGACAACUGUGGUGGAAAAGUUAUGAAAAUCCAAUCAAAUGUUGCUACUGUACGGUUCAAUUCAGCCGAUUCUUCUAUCAGAGCACAGAAACGUAUGGAUGGUGAAGACGUAUUCGGCUCAAAAAUUCUGGUCAGAUUCUCUGAGGAGCGUGAGGACCACACAACUAAAUCGCAAGCGAUUGGCAUUAGUCAAGAGGAUACGAGUGAAUCAGAAUCACUGAUUGGAACUCCAGGAAAAAUGUAUACUGCCGGUAGCACACUUGGAGGUGCUCGCAGUCUUCCUGUUACUCCGCAUUAUCAUUCAUCGUCACCUGUGAUCGGAGGUUAUUCACCAUGGGGUGGAAUGCAUUGUUCCUCAAUUAAUAUUCCUCCAGGAUUAGUUCAGCAGGCGCCUGUGUUUCGUAGAAAUUUUCAAAGCAAUGGAGAUGGUGGUUUUAAUCGAUCUCUAAGUGAACUACCACGUUCCCAGUCUCCAUUUGUUUGGCAACAAAUCCCUAACUCUCAGCGGCUUGGACAUCACUUAGACGAACAGUAUAAAGCCGAGGAACUGAAGAUUCUAGGAAAACGUACUUCGAUCUCGCAGGCUCGAGAUUCAAGUACAUCAGCCAAUGGUGAAUCAGUUGCGCGUACUCCUGAUGGAUAUAGACGUAUUAGAGGUACACACAGCUAUUCAUAUCCACCUGAAUGGAAAUCUGGCCGCCAAACAUUUCAUCCACCUACUUCAAGCUACAAUGGAAAUGGAUAUUUACAGUCCAACUGCUCAAAACGGCGCAGCCCGUCGCCAAUGAUUACAACAUAUCCUCGAGAACUUGGUUAUUGGAAUGGGCAGGGAGGACAGCCAAGAAAUGGCAGAACUCCGUCUCCCUAUGAUGGUUCUAUGAUGCUAUCUGGAAACCAACAUGAACAAUCGCGUAUGUCUCCUUAUCUUCAAGCCGAUCCAGAAAGUGAAGAAGUUGAAAAUUUUUUUAAUCCAAUAAACAAUCGAAAUCUGAACGCGUCAAACGGGGCCUAUACUCCCAUUGAACUUCAAGUCACUAAUCUCGAUCAAAACAUUGAACCUAAGGAAAUGAAACGCAUUUUAUCCUCUGUCUUCAUGGAGCAUGUAAUGGUCUUGCACGUGUCUGUUUUUAUGCAAUCAGAUGGCAACUUAGCAGCAAGUGUGAAAGUUCCAUCACUACAAGAUGCACAGUAUGCUAUUUCUCAACUUCAUCGUCGUAAAAUUGGUUUCAAAAGGAUAUUGAUUUCAUACGCUCAUAGCGGUGGGCCUAAUCCUCAGCUGGUACGAUCGCAGAUAGUAAUGUUGCUGCAAGAAGUUCCUGGGCACAAAUUACCUCUCUUUAAAUUUCGCGAGAUGUAUGAAAGUCGAUUUGUAAUAUCAAUCAGUGUUUCCGAAUUAUACAAAAUGAAAGACGUGUGUAUAGUGACUGAAGACUCUGGAGGAAGGAUGGUUUCCCUUAACCCUGAUCACAGAAAUACACCAUCACCAUGUUUCAGCAGUUCAGCACCGGAAGGAGGACAAAUAGAGCUGCCAUAUUGUACUAUGCAUAUCAAAAAGCCAUGGUCGGAUAGGGGGUGGGCAGAACAAGAGAUGCUUUCACUGCCAAAUGUUAAAAUAACACUAAAAAUACUUAGUGUUCGCAUACAUCAGCUGUUGAAAACGCACAACGGAACCCUACCUUUACUCAGUCUUCCAACCUGUUACGAGGCUGAGUUUGCUGAGAAACUUGAGGUAGAUGGAGAGGGAGUUCCUCUUGAGCAUUUGGUGUCCUGCUUGAAUUCUGUCGAACUGAAACAGGGUCCUGGAAGUGUCAAGUAUCUUGCUUGGGUCGGUGCAAAUAGCAAUGAUGAUAGCCGUGAAGACAACAAAUGCGUGAGUCCACCAUUGGCGAAUCAACUUGCCUUGUUCAGUCGGGAAUUGGUUGAUUUGCUGAAAACCGCCCCUCACUGUCAGUUGCCGUUUAAUCGUUUCAUACCAGCCUAUCAUCAUCAUUUUGGGAGGCAAUGCCGAGUUGCAGAUUAUGGUUUUACCAAAUUGAUCGAUCUUUUGGAAGCUCUAACGCAUACUGUUCAGGUAAUGGGAGAUGGAAAUAAAAGAGUUGUGACUCUAUCCCAUCGAGCCCAAGUCCGUAGGUUUACAUCAGAUCUACUCCGAGUUCUUAAAGCUCAAGCGAGUAAACAAGUCGUGCUUUCUGAAUUUCCCUGCGUCUACUCUAGAGUGAUAGCCAAGCCCUGGGAUGUCAUUGAUUAUGGAGUUUGUGCAAUCGAGGAUAUCCUUGGCGAAGUUUCCGAAAAUACGGUUGUUGUAACUAAUUAUAAUACCAAUGAUAAAAUAAUCGCCAUUCCAAAAAGAGAACAAACUGCAGAGGAGAUAGAAAGAACUAAACAAUUUGCUACAGAGGUGGUGGAGCUUUUAAGUCAUGCGCCACAGUGUAGGAUGUUAUUUAAUAAAUUUGUUCCGUCUUACCAUCAUCACUUUGGGCAUCAGUGUCGUGUGUCUGAUUACGGUUUCACGAAAUUGAUUGAAUUGUUUGAAGCAAUUCCCGAAAUAGUAAAUAUCGAAGAAUCUACUGGCUGUGAAAGACGUAUUUCUCUCACCGAGCGAGAAGGUCUUAGAGUACUCAGCGAACAAAUAGCCAAGCUAGUAAGCAGAACACGAGGCAAUCUGGCAGUGGCAGAUUUAGCUCAAUCAUUUUUACGUCAAUUUGGUUAUGCUCUACGCCCAGAAGUAUUUGGUUGUCAUACAGUCUUACAGCUUGUAGACAAACUUGACGGGACUAUUAAGGUAUUGCAAACACCCACCGGAUCAAUUUUGACUUCUGUAGAUAAAUCGCGAUUGCAGACUUUAGCUUUGCAAUGUCGCAGGGUAUUAAUGGAUCAGCCACAGUUCCGUCUUUCAGUUCAAGAAUUUCAGUGUUUGUUUACUCAAUAUUACUCAUCAAUGUGCGAUCUAGGAGAGCUCCAAAAGGAUCUAUCAGAUGUCGUGCGGAUUUCAACUAUUGGUGAAAAGCAGCUGAUCGAAUUAACACCGCUACAGUCAUUUGCUUGCAAUCUUCAUCGAGUAUUGAUGAAUUACGGAGGCGUUCUUAAUUUAUCUCGAUUUGAAAAUGCCUAUAUCAAAAUUGUGGGUUCAGCAUGUCAGGCUGCACAAUAUGGUUUCUCUACGCUUACUGCAUUAAUACAGGCUCUUCCUUGUACUGUAACUCUUAAGGAAACCCGGCACAGAAAAAAAACAAUUUAUUUAAACAAAAAACUAGCCGCUGUCGGUAUACCAGUUCCCUUGGAUCAUAAAUCAACUUCGCCACGUAGAAACACAGAGUCCAGCAAUGAUUCCUUUGACAGCGAUACCUCUACAAGAUUAGAUGUAUCAAAUGCAUCGCUACAAUCCGAAGAACGUAGUAGAAAAUGGGAAUCGACAUCAGUCAGCCAUCAGCACGAUUGGUCUCAUAAAGAAGUUAAUUCAUGGCCUGAAAAAAAUGAAACCCGAUGGCCAGCUAUACCAGAAUUGCCAGUAGAACAAUCUGACACUUGGCCAAAUAUGGAACAUAAUAGGGAUAGAUUUUUGAAGAACCUUGUUCGUAAGUCUCCUGGAAAUCAAGAUUCAUCGCUUCCGCCAGAUUCUCCUACCGAUGGAAAAGAUUACGGUAAUCAAAGAUUUUGGAAUUCUGCUGUAUGGGCGAGCCCACUUAAUUAUAGAUAUCCUCAGGGUGAACAAACCACGAAUGUUGUUGUGCCCGCUAUCACCCUGCCACAAUUAAAUCAAAUGGUGAUGGAUAAUAGCGCCUCAAAUUUGUUAUCUCCAACUAAAAAUCUUCUGCCGGCAUCAGCUAAUCCUCUGAAUCCACGCACUUCUCCGUAUUUCUCCAAUCAUAAUCAAGUUGUUGCACCGCAUCCUUCAGAACUACCAUUUCCCUCUUUGUCUCUGACUCCUAAAAAAAGCGCAUUAGCAGAAGUCAUUGAAUUUCAUACAAAUCCUGACUCACAAAAAAAUGUUGACGGAAGUGCAGAAGCCCACAGACCUCGAACAUGUGAAGCAGACACCUCAGGAACUAUUGGUACCGGACGAAGUACCCCUGGUAAACAACAAUCAGUAUCCGGAAAACGUCGUCUGGCCGCACAAUUUAAUCAACCUAUUAAUUCGUGAAAAUAACCAUGCGAAAACUGAAAAAUGUGUCUUCUUCUGUAACUACUAUUGUCUCGGAAUUUUGGACGUUAGUUGUGAAGUAAACUAAAGGAUUAUCCAUUGAAUGCUUUGUCGAGAUUGGGGACGAGGUAUGAAACUGUACUUAUUACGAUAUUUAUAGCCUCGUUUGCGAGAAUUUGUCACUAAUCAGAGUCUUACACUUACAUUUUCAAACCGCUAAUGAAUGUUGGUGAUGAAAAUAAAAUAAAGUAAGGGUAUAAAUAUCAUAAUCAAUGUAUCAUCGUUGAUCAAAAGUAAAAAAAUAAUAAUUGGUAAUACAACCUUCCAUACUCCGAACUAUCGAAGAAUAUACGACCAAAAUCCAAUUACAAAAUAGCCAACACCGGUCCAACGCAAUUAUUACGAAAUAUUUAUUGUAACUGUGAUAAAAAAAAAGAUAAAACAUGGUAGGCCUGUAAAUUCAACUAUGCAAAUGUGAGUUUUUAUUGCUGGAGCCAAUUUUUCAUGCUUUUUUGAAGUUCAAUAUUGGAGCGUGAAUCACAAAUGUACACACAUCAAUUUUUUCAUUGCUCAGACCUUAUUUUAAUUUACCCCUAAUUUUAUAUUAGGGACGAUUUUUUUUUUUUUUUGAAUGAAUUUAAAAGAAACAUGAAUAAUUUUACGAUCUACUGAUGCAAGGUUGAAAUGUACAUGUACAUUACUAUUGAUUACUUCGAAUCAUCACAACUUGAAGUAUUCCUUGCUGGUAAAUUUGAGUGUGUGUAUAAUUUGUAUUUCAUAUCAUCAAUGAGUCAGUAAAAAAUUGUUUAUUGAAAGUACAGCAUUAAGCUGCUUGAAUGUUGAAUCAAACAGCAAAGUACAAAUAACUUGUAUUGAAGAUAUUUUUUUACAAAAAUAAUAUUUUAUAAUCAUGGAAAUUUCGUUUUCUCAUUGUCAUAAAAAAAAUUCAAAUUCAGUUUCGAACGAACGAUUCAAAUUCUAAGAAUUUGUCAACUUGUAUAAGUUUUACAAUCUAGUCUUGUCUCCAAAACAAUUUUUUUUUCAUUCACAAGCGCAUGUAAAUUGGCCCAAGCAUAUUGGAAUCAUUAUUGGAAUUGCAGAGAAAGUCGGGGAAAAGUUUUGUUGAAAUAUUGAUUCGAUUUUGUCAGGUCUUAGAAAUACGGAACACUUACCUUAUGUACGUAUCUUGAAUACUAGCUACGUAUUUCAUCAGUCUUCAACAAACAAACUAACACUAUAUACUUGCGCAAUUAUUGGCCAUCUAUACUCGUCACAUUAUAACACAGAAAUACUUUUAUUCGAAUAUUUGUAACCAUUAUACUCUGGACCAUUAGCAAUCCAACUUCGAUUAUAUUAUUGCAAAAUCGCUAAACGGGAUUAAUUUUCAUAUGCAUAUUCAAAAAGAUAAUCGAAUACAAAUAUGAUAACGUUCAAACCAACCACGCUAGAAAAAUUAUUGAAAAAAAAUUAACUCGUAUGAUAUUGUUUAGUACGAUUUAUUGCCUAGAACGAAGAGAUAAAACGCAUUUCUAUUCAGGGAAACAUUAAUAGUGUAUAGUAGAAUAUUAUUUUAUUUAAGGCCCCACAGAUCCAUGAGAUUAUUAUUAUUAUUAAUAUUAUUGUUAUUAAUAUUAUUACCGCUAUUAUUACUACUGAAUGAGAAAUUCACGAUAAACAUCACAAAUGAUAGAAAAAAAGAAUUUCACCCAAUCAGUUUUGGUGCAAUAAUCAACAUCCCUAAUUCUUCGAAUUGUACUAAUACUAUUGUUCCUGUAAUCGAAUACGUAAUUUUUAUUGAGAAGAAGACAAAAAAGAAAAAUAAUAAUAUAGUAUCGAGGCAAUCAAAUUGAAAUCGUUUUGUAUCAAAAUGUUAUUGCGGGUAAGGGGUCAAGAGCGAAAUGAUACGGCUUGAUGUACAGAAAUAGAGUCUGCAUAAUUGUAUAAUUCAAUGUGAUUAUUAUUAUUAUUAUCAUUGUUGUUAUUAUUAUUCGUAUUAGUAUCAUUAUUAUUGUCAUUAUUAUUACCACACUAUCUAAAUUUAUGCCUUCUCAUUUUAUACUAGGCGCCUGAAAAUGAUUUUUCUAGUAAUUUAGUUAUUGCAUACAAGGAAAACUUUACUAUGGCAGAAAGCAAACUGUUUCAAUGAACCAGGGUAGCGAAUCUGUAGCGCAUGAUAUAACAUCGAUUUUAUACAUUAUGAAAUAUACACAAAUCAAUUUUUGAAAUUAUUUACACUUCAUUGAGCAACAAGAAAAAAAAACGAGGCAAUUCCGUUGCGCAGUUUUUGUCAAGAAUCAACAGAUUUUAAAAGAAAAGAAGAAUUCUGUUAAUUUAUCAUUAUUGGAUAUUCAAUUUGAUAUGUAUACGAAAUACACUAUUUUCAAGCACCAUGCCGAGAAGGAGAGAAUUCGAAAGAUUCUGAUGGAAAUUUAGAUGCACCGUAUUUGGUAUCUGAGCAUGGAGUUUAAGAUCGUGUGAAAUAUGAAAAUGUUUUUAAUUGUAUUAAUGAAUGGUUAGAGCACGAUUUUAAACUAGUCGAGUCGUAAAAAGCGAUUUGAAUCGAAAAGGCUUCCUUCUCGUUUACUUGUUGAAAGCAACAUAUUUUUUUUCUGUACAAUGAUUUUAUUGUGAUAACGAGGAGAGAAAAUUUAUUAUGUGUAAUAUAAAUAGCGAUAGCAUCCUCCCUAUACGUAUUUAAUAAUUUAAUUUGAUGAUGAAUGUGUACAAUAGAUGUAGAUGUUUUUUUAUAUACUGUACAAUGAAGUGGUAACAGUGAAUUGAAGAAUAAACUUGCUGUGAAAACUA